AGUAACAUCUUAUAGUCCUCUACCAAGUUUGUUCAAAAUAUGCCCUUUGGGUCAAAUUUGACCUUGACCCGCGGGUCACAAAAUUGAACAUUAUAUACGCUUAUAUCUUGCUUAUUUUGUGAAAACUUUAAAAAUAUUCUUGUCCUUAACUCUAGGACCUAGGACUACCAAAUUUUGUAUGUAGUGGGAUAUAGUAGUCCUCUACAAAGUUUGCUCAAAUUAUGCCCCUGGGGUUAAAUUUGACCCAGCCCAGGGUGUCAUAAAAAGUGUACAUGUGCUUAAAUAAGGCCUAUAUUUAAGUAUUUGCACAUGCCGAGAAUAUUUGUUUCAGCCUUUUUUUCAGCAGUGGAUCGAUACAGGGCCAACAGGGCCUCUUGUUUUUAGAAAAUGUUAAACCCACACUUAUCAUGAGGAAGUUUAAAAUACGGAAACACGCUUUUUAAAGAAGGCGGACGAUAAGUGUUCUAUAUCUUGCCAGGAUAUAUUACAUUCCUUACUAAUCAAACACUGCUGGGGUACGCGUGAAGGCAAACGUACAGUUUUGUAUUCAUUGCGAUUAGUUGAAAAAUACAUAAAGGUCACAUUUGUUUUAGAAACCAGACCAAACCAUGUUUACGAUAGCGCUUGUGUUGUGCAAUAUCAAAGACGAGAACAAAUGGAGCCAUUGUAUAACUGAAAGAUGUGUGAACGCCGGUGUUGAAUAAUGGAUUAACUAAGCGUAUUUUUAAUUCUUCACUGAAACCUGAAGAACAUUUAUAAACAAUUGACUUUAUAAUGGAAACGGACGCGUCUUUAAUGCUCAAAUGUGUAAUAUUAUGCGAGUCUUGUGUGCAAUAUCUUAUUGGUAGUCUUAUUGCUGGUCUUGGUAUACUAACACUCGGAUUCGAGCAGUGUUUAAGUGGAAUCGUUUUCAUUGUGACUGGAACUUUGGAUAUUGCACUCCGUUUUGCAACACAAAUAAUUGAUUGGGUAUUACUAGCAAUACAGACGAUAUUGCAUGCCCUACAGGCAAUAAUACAUACUUCUAUAUACUAUAUUUGGGAUGUUAUUUUACGCAAUGUUUCAGAAAGCUUAAUCAUUGUUGGGAACUACUCAACAAACAUAAUCCAUUCUCUGGGAGCGUACCCAUUGCAAUUUGUUAAAUUUACCGUCUCGAACGUUUUCACAGUACUCAUUUUAUACGUCAAAGAUGUCGACUAUAUUGUCUUUAGUUUUGUCUUCCCACUGGUUGAAGUCAUUUUAUGGUACGGUGAAAUGACGUUUGCUUUACUUUUUAUCAUAUUGAUUUCCAAAGGUUUUCAUGAACUCGUAAUUAUGUAUCCUCCUAGACUUAAGGAAAAAUAUAGUUUGUUUCCCUUAUAUUUCAUUGUUGUGUUUUGCUUUCUUGUUGGAUAUGCAUGGGCAUUGGUGUGGUGGUUUCUAGAAAGAUAUGCAAUUUAUCCGUGUGUGUACUUGCUCUUUUUUGGAGGAACUAGUUUCGUUGUUGGUUUUGGUAUAUAUGCAUUGAUUGUACUGUUGUCUUACUGUUAUCGUAGUAUAAAUGGGGCGAUAGGCAACGGUGCAAGACAAUUACAGAAGAAAAUUAGAAGACAAAAGUGAACUUAUCUGUUAAAUUAAAACCCAACACAUGUAUGUUCUUUGUUAUGAAGAAUGGCUUUUCGUAACUCUUCUUUGUUGUUUGAUCAUAGAUGUACUGGAUUAGUGUGUUUACCCGCGACGAUUAGAGGACGCUUUAGUAAAUACAUAUGAAUGUUUAAAGUUAAGAACAAAAUCUGAUUUCCAGAAUCAUAAUUGUAGCGAACACAAGUCUGAUGUUAUAUCGUUUUAACUGCAAACAAUUAAACUUUUGCAAAAUGUUUGCAACUUCAACAGUAAAGAUUAAUCGGACGUAUUUGUGUUAUAUUUGUAAACGAAACGAAGAAACGUGCUUUUCGAAAAAUAAAUGCAUGCACACUAAAAUUAUUUACUUGAUUAAUAAUUAUAUUGAUUUUCUUGAUUGAAAGUUUGUUAAACUCGCAUCGACUGCUUUAAAAUAUAUAGAACUAAUUGAUGAUUGUAGUGCAUUUACAAUGAGAAGCAGUUAGAAAACGAAUGUUGCUCUUUGCGGGCCCGCUUUAACAUAUGCUGCACAUAUUUAAUGGCAACAACUCUAUUCACAAUAGUCUAAACCUAUUGAUAUGUAGAAUAUCAAACACUUGUAAAAAACCAGAAAUAAUUAUUUUAAUACGUUUAUGAAAUAGAUCAAAGGUUAGCGAAAUGAAAAGCCUACUCAAUUUUGACAUUAUUACAUAGUCAAAAAAUCUAAUAGUAGUGAUAUUCCCAAGGCUUAAAUUGUUCAUAUAAUAAUGUGUUUAGACAAUAUUCAUUGUUAAUGUCGGACUAAAAACAUAUUAUCCUGUCUUGUGUUCUCUGGGCAACUAUAUGGUAUUUGCAUCACACAAAGCAUACACAUAUAUUACAGAUACACUAAUAUUUAUGAAGGUAAAAAGUAUUGCAAAGAGACUACUAAUUCUCACGCAAUUUUAAAAUCGUUUGAUGAAUUGUUUUUGUAUAAUUGCAGAGGCUACUGUACAGAUAUUUCGCAGACCAUGUAUUGUAGGGGUUACCAUUUUGCGUUAAACGUUAUAAAUAAAGUGUUAUACUUUUCAGAUUGUUUACCAACUGAUUGCAAUAAAUAGGUCCAAAUCAAAAGUGAAUUGAUAUCAAUGUUUUAAUAACAGAUGUGAUGAGACAUAACAAUCAUUGCAACUCCAAAAUAGAUGAACAAUAUUUUCUGUUUCGGUUUUACAGAAUUUACAAAUGUCAGAGUCUCAUAUGUUCAUUUGUUUAAUUAUUAUUUGCAGGUUGUAUAUUGUGUGUACGUCUUAUGGAACCGUUGAUUGAAUGAAACGUUUUUUUUAAAUACCAAUAUAUGUAUAUUUUCCCAUUCUGAGCUCUCAAUUCAAAAAAUGCUAUUCCAUUUUGCUUGACCUAUUGGUAUUUGAUAGUUGUGUAUCAAUAGCUUAUAUUUACAAUAGUUACUUUUGUUGUGCAACAGAAUAUGUUUCAUAUAUCCUGGAAACAAUAGGGGAACAAUAUUCAUCCUUCAUUGUUGUAACGUUCUCGAGUUUACAUUUUUGCAUCGCUUUAGAAUUCCUUCAAAUUGAUGAAAAUUAACACUAGCGCCAAGGUUUUGUUCUGGUUAUCAAUGUUCCGUUGUAAAUAAUGAUAUUUUUAACAAAUCGUACUCCUUUGUUAUUCAAACUAGAUACAUAAAAAGGCCGCUGCUCAAUUUAAAUCUUGUGAUUAAAGAUUUACGGAAGUUCCUGAAUGUUUGUGACAUUGUCAAUAGAAAAAUAUCAUUAAAAGCUACGAAUGGUCCCGAUACGUCUAUCCAAAAACAAUUAGAUAUAUUUUUUGCACACGACUCAAUAUAGUAUUCACCAAAGUGUUUUUGUUUACAAUACAAUUAUAUGUGUACGUACAAAUCCAUAGCAUUUACUACAUUAACAUGUUAUAAGUCUGUUUGACCAUAGUAUGUUUUAACUUUUUAACAGCACAAAGACAUCAACCAUUUUUAAGUCUCCACUGUCAUAUCUAAUAAGAACUUUACUUUGUAUUCUUGACUGACAUUGCCAAACAAAAUCGUAAAACAUGUUAUUAAUUGUAUUUAAUAUUUGUGACUUUAGAGUUGCUAAUGUGGAAAAUAAGUUAGUUAGAGGCGGUAAUAAAAUACAGUUGACAACUGCUAUACUAACAAUUAGCGCUAACGUUCUUCUAUUCCAUAAUUUGAUACAUUUUGUUUUCAAUACUUUGUAUUUUAUAGUUAACAUUUAAGGGAACCAUGUUCUCCAAGCCAAUAUGAAACUGUUUUCCAAGUUAUGUAAAAGUAUUGUUCCCUUAAACCAAUAUAUAUUUCGUUUUAGUCGAACGAGUUCUAUGUUUUAAGGAGCCUAUCCAAAUAACAUUUGUUUUAGCAAAAUUUACAUUUGGACCAGAGUUAAUAAAAUGUGGUUUGGUAACUUGAAUCUAAUUUAAACAUAUUCCAGCUGAAGUUUAAUACCGGAUAUAAGUAUUUGUAUUAAGAUAUUUGUGUGAAAUAAACAUUCCUGCUUGUUUUGAUCAAUUAUACGACAGUUAAGUAUAUAGUCGAUCAUGACCCUCGCGUGGAAUUAGAUAAAAAAACAACAUAAUUGAACUAUUGUGAAGAUUUAAAAUAACCUACGAUGAAUCUAUCGUGUAGUCCACGGUUUUAUUUAAUUCAAGCCAGUAAGAAACAUUUGCAAUUUAAUUUGUAUAAAAAUGGGAAGCAUGUUUUAAUUUCAUGCGAAUCGUACCAAUCUUCGAACAUGUCGCACACGCACGAUAUAUGUGUUCUAUUUCAUUCUAGGUUUGAUGCACACCCGUUUUCUAAACUUGGACAACCUCUUUCUAAAAUAAUAAUCGGGUUACGGAAAACCUUAGACGUGAAGAAAGAAAACAAUUGGACAACUGAAUUUUGGGCUAAUAGCAGUCCAGCCACUAGUUAAGCAGAGUUAAAUAUAAUGGAACCGGUGACGGAAAUUAGCGCUUCUGUGAUGCUUAAAUGUGUUAUUCUGUGUGAUUCGUGUUUGCAAUAUCUUAUUGCAAUACUUAUUGCCGGUCUUGAUACAUUCUUAUUCGGAUUAGAGCAGUGCUUAACUGGAUUAGUUUACAGAACGAUUGAUAAUAUCGAUUAUGCAUUUCGUGUGGGAAUCCAAAUAUCAGACUGGGCAUUCAUGGUACUCCAGACAAUAGUCGAAACUUUUCAGACAAUAAUGCAUUUAAGCAUACAUGUGAUUUUGGACAAAAUUCUAUGUAACGUUUCAGAAAAUUUGAUUACUAUUGUGAAUAACAUAACAUAUGUAAUCCAUGUUCUGGUAGCUUAUCCUUUUCAAUCACUUCAAUUGAUCAUCUCGUAUAUAUUCUUGAUUCUUAUAAACUGCAUCAGUGCCAUUGACUAUGUCGUCUUUGGUUUUGUAUUCCCUGUUGUUGAAUUCAUAUUCUGCUAUGGUGGAAUUCUAUUCGCAUUAUUUUGUGUUGUGUUUGUUGUAAAUGUAAUCCAUGACACAAUGAAUACUCCGACACUGCGAAAGUAUGCCUUUGUGCCGAUAUAUUUCAUUAACCUAUUUUGUUUCAUAGCAGGAUAUUUUUGGAGAUUUGCGUGGACGUUUUUAUUAAAUUUUGUUAUUAAUCCUUUUGUCUAUUUGUUUUGCUUUGGAGGAGUAUGUUGUGUUCUUGUUAUUGGAAUUGAAAUGACGAUUCCACGUAUACCUUACUUAGUUCGUGGUAUUUGUUUUCUUUUAUUAAUAAUUGUGCCCAUUGAUCUAUGGUUGGCCAUUCACACAAUGUUUAGAAAGAUUCAGCAUUUAUACAAAGAAAGAAGUAAGAACUGUAUCAAUUAUGACUUCAACGAAGACUCGACGAAAGAGUGUGUAAUAUGUUUUGAAGAAAGGACUUUCGUUACUAUUUUGCCGUGUAUGCACGCGAACAUGUGCCGGACUUGUGUUUUCCGCGUGAAGGAAGAUAACAAUAGGUGCCCUUUGUGCAGAGGAGAAAUAAUAGUUAUAAAAGAAUUAACUUGUGCAUGAAGUAAAAUUUAAUGGUGCAAUAUUGUCGUAAAUUUUAGUGUUUUAUGUACAUUUAUAAAACGAUUACUUAUUUAAUGUCUUAUAAAACUGUAUGCUAUUCAUUUAUAAUCCGCGUAGUCAGUUGGCACACAAUAUUGAACAGAUAGUGUUCAUGAUUCAUUGUUAGUUUUAUAUUAAAAUUCUAUGUUGUAUGUGAUUUGCUGACUAAAUGAUGUGUUCUAAAUAAACUUAAUAUUUAUGCACACCAUGAGAUUGUAUAUUUGUCAGUGAAUAUGGACUUUAAAAAAAAGACAGUCUCACCAUAGUAUGCAUAAAGAGUAACUCAUAUAAACUCAAAGUACACAUAAUGUAUUUUGUCCCGAUGAUAAAACAAUCGCUACCAGUCGAAAAUAUUAAAUAUAAUUUCAUUUUUUCCAGAACGUGGAUGUGCAUUUUCUUUAUUGAUAAAUUGAUUGAACAUUGAUAGUUAUUAAGCUUGAAAAAGUUUUAUUGUUUUUGACAGGAAUAUGAUAGUUGGUGUGACUAUUUUAUAUAUUUUAUUAUGUUGCACAUUGAUUAUUAAAAAGAAUAAAU
Messenger RNA from Dreissena polymorpha, 6161 nucleotides. RefSeq lists its product as uncharacterized. The record is from RefSeq and is a predicted model, not a curated record. Gene Ontology annotation, molecular function: ubiquitin protein ligase activity. Lineage: Eukaryota; Metazoa; Mollusca; Bivalvia; Myida; Dreissenidae. The coding region runs from base 4524 to 5588 and encodes 354 amino acids. The transcript has 2 exons. Gene Ontology annotation, biological process: protein ubiquitination.